UGAAAUUUGAAAUUCAAAAUCUAAGGCCCCCUUAAUAUAUAAUUCCAAAAUCAUCCUUUUGGAUGAACAAAAACCUGCAAUCUCCUCUCGCCGUCUCGUGCAGUCUGCCUCAUUUGAUCUCGCCUCGCCUGGAACUUAUCUGGGAAGUUGAUUUUCUCUCUGAAGCUCAAAGAAAAUGGGUCAGAUCCAGUACUCAGAGAAGUACUUUGACGAUAUCUACGAGUACAGGCAUGUGGUUCUUCCAGCGGAGGUUGCAAAACUGCUUCCCAAGAAUCGUCUGCUCUCAGAAGUAAGUUUUGGUUGGCAUCUUAUCCAUAUCAAUGUUGAUUUAGGGUUAGAACGAAUGGCGUGCAAUUGGGGUCCAACAAAGCCGAGGUUGGGUUCAUUAUGCCAUUCACCGUCCGGAGCCACACAUCAUGCUCUUCAGGAGGCCGCUCAACUACCAACAGCAGCAGGACAAUCUAGCUCACCAAAACAUGCUCAUCAAGUGAAGAUCUUACCUGUGUCUGGAUUCCAGUAGUUCUAAAGCUUCACUUAUAAAAAGCUAUGCUCUUCAAGUUACCUCUUGAAAUUGUACUCUGUUACAGUUAUAUACUCUAUUAAGGCAUUUCGUGUGUUUUCUACAAGUCGCUGUUGGGUUUCUGAGUAAUUGAACUGGUAAAGUCAAAAGCUUCCUUCUCGUCGAAGUUGAAACUGUUGCUUAAGAGUUUGUAAGUGUGUGUGUGUGACUUUCUUGACAUUUUGUGUCUCGGUUGUGUAGAACUUCGCCCAGCUUCAGCUUCUGGAUUCAAUGUGUUUGUUUUGGUAUUUUUGGUCUUUUGCGUGAUGCAUAUUAAGUUUACAUGCUUUUUGGUUCUAGUCUUCUUAUAGUCGGGCCUUUGCUUAUUUUCUUGGCCAUGCCUGGCCGAUAUGAGUUCACUUUUCCUGGUUUGAACUUGAUCUGACAAAUUUCUUUUCUUAUUGUUAGUUCAGUUGGAGACUUAGUUUGUUGUAUAUACUGAUACAGAGUGAAGGUAAGAUGCAAUAAUACAUUGCAUGUAUUGUUUUCCUGUUUUCUUUAAUUUGUCCUAGUUGAAUUUCAUUCAGUGCUUUUCCCAGGGCUGAAACAUGAGGGCAAAUGAUGCAAUAAAUUGCCAAAGUUUUACCAUCUUUAACUUCAUGGACUCUACUAGUUGUGUUUACUUUGGGAAAUUAGUGCUUCAAUCAAGGAUUUUACAGCAUAAUAAAGAAUAAUAAUCCUAGUCUAGUCUUUAGUGAGUUUUUGGUCAGGUGAAUAUGUCUCAUUUUCUUGUAGUGCUUGUCCAUGCGGAUUCAUAUAGGCGCGGAAGUGUACAUAAUUUUUUGAAAUGUUAUUUCACUAGGCAAUGUAUUGUGCUUAAGAAUGGACCGCCUAAUGAAGAUUGAAGUAGGGUCCGAUUAACC
Molecule: messenger RNA, 1422 nt
Organism: Striga asiatica
Lineage: Eukaryota; Viridiplantae; Streptophyta; Magnoliopsida; Lamiales; Orobanchaceae
Source: the annotation of a GenBank genome assembly